GCUACACGGCACAACAACGGGCAGUAUUGGGUCAGCGGGACUGGCAACGGGUUCAGCCCGGCGGGAGGGGCAGCGGCAGCGGUCAUGGAUACGGACAUCGUACCGCCCGAUCAGGAGAUGAUGCUCGACCCAGAUGCACUGAAGGAGCCGGAUGGCUGCGUAAGCUCUGAGGUUGGGAUGCCAAUCAGUGGGGAUCUUUCUGCAUUAGUCCAGCAGUUUGUGGAGGAGAAAAUUCAGACCACAAUGCUGACAGGAAUGAUGAUUGGAGCACUUGUUGCUAUUCUUCUGGUUGUAAUCAUCGUUUUUUUCAUCUACAGAAGAAUGAAGCAGUCGAGACAACUGCAACAGGGUGUGCACCGAUACAGAUUCCGAAAGAGAGACAAAGUGAUGUUUUAUGGACGAAAGAUCAUGAGAAAGGUGAAGCUGUCUACCUCAUCAUUGGUUGGGAACAAUGUGCCUCGUCAGAGAUUGAGGAAGAGGCAGAAGGUACUGAACCUGGCUAGAAGAAUACUCCGGCUCAAGAAGGAGCCUCCAAUAUUGCAGCCAAAGGAGCCUCCUUCCUCAUUGCUCGAGGCUGAUCUGACUGAAUUUGAUGUGAAAAAUUCCCACUUGCCCUCUGAGGUUCUUUAUAUGCUCAAAAAUGUAAGGGUAUUGGGACACUUUGAGAAGCCACUGUUCCUGGAAUUGUGUAAAUACAUGUUCUUUGUGCAGCUUCAUGACGGGGAGUACGUUUUCCGUCCCGGAGAACAGGAUGACAGCAUCUAUGUGGUACAGGAAGGCAGGCUGGAACUCUGCAUCAGUGAGAAUGAUGGCACUGAAGUUGUGGUGAAAGAAGUGUUGCCAGGUGACAGUGUGCACAGUCUCCUCAGUAUCCUGGAUGUCAUCACGGGUUACCCGGCUACUUAUAAAACUGUCUCUGCACGGGCCUUAUGCACGUCCACAGUUCUGCGUUUGCCAGCCAGUGCUUUUCAAUCAGUCUUCCAGAAGUACCCAGAAACUCUGGUCAGAGUGAUUCAGAUAAUUAUGGUGCGUUUGCAGAGAGUGACUUUCCUUGCUUUACACAACUAUCUGGGUCUGAGCAAGGAACUCUUCAAUUCGGAGAGUCAGGCCAUUCCCUUGCUAUCCUUAUCCAGCAUCUCCGUGUCCAGUCCCAGCAAAACAGUCAAGCGACAACACAGUAUCCCAGUGGAGGAAGAUAAUUGGGAGAAAGCAAAUAGAGCUAGCGAUGUUCCAGUAUCUGGUUUGGAAACAGAUUCCAAGAAUGUCAUGGGAGAUGGUUCUAGCAAGAGGUUUCGCACGACUUCGAUACCCUUGGAUAUCCCAGGAGAACCAGCUAAUAGUAAAUCUGACACGAAUAUUGCGUAUGAGAAAUCUAAGGUCAGUCACUCAACAGAGGAGCUUAGUUCCAGUCCUAUCAUGUCUACCAUUAAGUCUUCUGUGAAGAAGAGUGUUACCAUGAUGGAGCAGCCUUCUAUUUACCGCUACAUUGAGGGCGAGGAGAGCCCUGGCAUCAACAACCAUAGACAGCAGAUCUUGGAGGCGGCCAAGAAGGAUCUCCUGACUUUGAUGAAGCUGGAUGAUCCAUCACUGCUGGAUGGCAGAGUGAUUCUUCAGCAAGUUAAAGCUGGAACAGUUGUGGCCAGGCAAGGUGACCAGGAUGUCAGCAUUCAUUUUGUGGUCUCAGGGCUGUUGCAUGUUUAUCAGCGAAUGAUUGACAGGGAAGAGGAGAAUUGCCUGUUUGUUGCUCAUCCUGGAGAGAUUGUGGGGCAGCUGGCUGUGCUAACUGGAGAGCCACUUAUCUUCAGCAUCAAGACUCAAAGGGACUGCACCUUUCUGUGUAUCUCCAAAUGCCACUUCUAUGAAAUAAUGAGGGAGAAACCCAAUGUGGUAUUACCUGUGGCUCAUACUGUGGUGAGGAGGAUGUCUCCAUUUGUGAGACAGAUCGACUUUGCUUUGGACUGGAUGGCAGUGGAAGCUGGGCGAGCUGUGUACAGGCAAGGGGACAGAUCAGAUUGCACAUUCAUUGUAUUAAAUGGCCGACUUCGAUCAGUUAUCAUGAGGGAUGACAAGAAGAAAGAGCUGUCAGGAGAAUAUGGACGUGGUGACCUCAUUGGAGUGGUAGAAGCACUUACUCGACAGCCCUGCGCCACCACUGUACACGCAGUUAGAGACUCGGAACUAGCCAAACUUCCCGAGGGAGCUUUGAACUCCAUCAAACGUAGAUACCCACAGGUGGUUACACGACUCAUUCAUCUGUUGGGCCAGAAGAUCCUGGGUAACUUGCAGCAAGUCAGUGGUCCAUUAGCAGGACGUGGCUUGGGAAUGCACACUGUGAGCAACAAAUGGGAAUUGGUGGGGAACUCUGCCAGUAAUCUCUCCACGGUGGCCAUCCUGCCAGUGUCCGAAGACGUUCCCAUUACUACCUUCACCCUGGAACUCCGGCAUGCACUCAGUGCCAUUGGUCCUGCCUUGUUACUGAAUAGUGACGUCAUUAAACAGCGCCUUGGAUCAACUGCUUUUGACAGUAUCCAUGAGUACCGGCUGUCAAGCUGGCUAGCACAACAGGAAGAUAUCCAUCGAAUAGUGUUGUACCAGUCAGACAGCAGCAUGACUCCCUGGACCCAGCGCUGUAUCAGACAGGCUGACUGCAUUCUUAUUGUUGGACUGGGAGAGCAGGAGCCAACUGUUGGAGAGCUGGAGCGCAUGUUGGAGAAUACGGCUGUGCGAGCCCUCAAGCAACUUAUCCUUCUCCACAAGGAGGAUGGGCCAACACCAUCACGGACUGUCGAGUGGCUCAACAUGAGGAGUUGGUGUUCAGGUCACCUUCACCUCUGCUGUCCGCGCCGAAUCUUCUCUCGCAAGAGGCUGCCCAAACUGCUCGAGAUGUAUGAAAGGGUCUGUCAGAAGGCACCUGACCGUCACUCAGACUUCUCCCGUUUGGCCAGGAUCUUGACAGGGAAUUCCAUUGCAUUGGUGUUAGGAGGUGGAGGGGCAAGGGGUUGUUCUCAAGUGGGGAUUAUCCGAGCAAUGCACGAGGCUGGUAUCCCCAUCGACAUGGUGGGUGGAACCUCAAUCGGCUCUUUCAUGGGAGCGCUCUACGCAGAGGAAAGGAAUGCACACCGCAUGAGGAACAGAGCCGUUCAGUGGGCAAAGGAAAUGACAAAUGUUUGGAAAAAAGUGCUGGAUUUGACGUAUCCGAUCACCUCCAUAUUCUCAGGAUCUGCUUUCAAUAGAAGUAUUAACAAGAUCUUUGAAGACAAGCAGAUAGAGGACCUUUGGAUUCCUUACUUCAAUAUCACUACAGACAUAACAGCAUCUGCCAUGCGGGUUCAUACUGAUGGAUCCUUGUGGCGAUACUGUCGAGCCAGCAUGUCCCUCUCAAGUUACCUACCCCCACUUUGUGAUCCAAAGGAUGGCCACCUGCUCAUGGAUGGCGGAUACAUCAACAACCUGCCAGCUGAUGUUGCCAGAUCUAUGGGUGCAAAGGUCGUGAUCGCGAUAGAUGUUGGGAGCCAGGAUGAAACCGAUCUAACAAAUUAUGGCGAUUCGCUGUCCGGCUGGUGGUUGUUAUGGAAACGACUUAAUCCUUGGGCUACAAAAGUGAAGGUUUUGGGAAUGGCAGAGAUCCAGACUCGUCUGGCUUAUGUUUGCUGUGUGCGGCAGCUGGAGGUGGUGAAGAACAGCGACUACUGCGAGUAUAUUCGGCCCCCUAUCGAUCGCUACGGAACGCUGGAGUUUGGGAAGUUCAAUGAAAUUGCAGAAGUCGGGUACCAGCAUGGGAAGACACUAUUUGAGUUGUGGAACAGAAAUGGAGUCAUCGACAAUAUCCUAAAAGACCGCUCAAUCGACAAUGUUGCCAAGACACGAUCCUCUGAUGUUACUUGUCCAAACACCACCUUCACUGAUCUGGCUGAAAUAGUAUCCAGAAUCGAACCUGCUAAAAUACUUGCUGUAGAUGAUGAAUCUGACUACCAGACCGACUAUGAAGAGGAUGCUUUCGACACAGAGAGGGAAGACUACGAUGGUGUCCCUAGUGAGCAGAAUGAAGAUGAAGAUGAACAGUGAUGAAGAGAGUGGAUUCAAGCAGAGGAAAUCUAUUUCUGAAAUUCUGAGCACUGUGGCCUAAUGGAAUGAGCCAUCAACUUUGUGAAGCUGCAUUCCUCAUAGUUUAGAGUUUACUUGUUUUGAAUUCUGAUGCUCCUUGCCCCACUGCCUUUUAUGUUAAUUGUUUUUGGCUGAAUAUUGUGACAUUUUGUGGAGGAGAGUGGAUGGAAGAGUGACUCUGGUGAGGUCGUGAUGAACACGUUACCGCCACACUAUAUAACAACUAAUGUGUUUGUGAAGUUGAGGCCUUCAGGAUAGGUCCGUAAUCUAAAUGUAUACAGUUUUUCAGAUCAUUUCAAGUUCGCGCAAGGUUACCUCAUUUUCCAACCCCAUCAACAGAUAGUUGCCAGAAGAGUAAAAAUACUGCAACUCAUUCAGUAUUUUAAAUUACUCCAUUUAUCUCCCUACAGUGUCAUAACAUAGAGUUUAAGCUCAUUUGCAAAGUAGCUGUGUUUUAAGUGCAGGGUCCAGCACGAUUUAAGUUUGUUUCACAAUGCACUUUUGGAGGACCAGUGGUAGAGUGACAGGGAAGAUUUAUUGGCCUCUGUGCAACAUACCAGGAGCUUCUAAUCCUUCUAUCCCUGUGCAAGGCUCACUUCCUUCUUGCCUGGACUUUUGGGAAAUGAAAUGAAUCUCACCCAGAUCUGCCUCAUCCAAGCUGCCUGAAAAACACUGCCCUUUUAUUUUGUUCUUUGUGGUCUUUUUCAUUUUGAAAUGACUGAGCCAUAUAAGACUGACCUGUCUCUGCUGCACUCAGACCUGAACCAUGCUUCCUUCUCCUUAACCUUACUUUGUUUGCUUCCAGUGGAGGCAAUAUGAGUCAGUGGGUCUCAGAUUAAAGAGGACAGUACUUGUUCCCCACCUUCCAAGCCCCCUCUGGUCACCUGCUCAUGAUUUGUCACUCGUAACCAUGACACUGUUCCUGUCAAAGAACCAACUUUGACUGGAGAAUUCCCUUUCUCCUCCAUGGAACGACAUGUCGGAAUGGGAAGUCGAAUUGAAAUGGGUGGCCACCGGUAAGUCCUGCCUUUUGUGGCAGCCGGAACAAAGAUGCUCAACAAAGCAGUCCCCCAAUCUAUGUCAGGUCUCACCAGUGUAGGGGAGGCUAGACCAGGAGCACCAGACACAGUAGAUGACCCCAACAGGCUCGCAGGUGAAGCGCUGCUCAUCUGGAAGGACUAUUUGGGGCCCUGAAAGAUGGUGAGGGAGGGUGUGUAGGGGCAGGUGUAGCACUUGUCUCCUUGCAAGGAGGGGAGGGGUGAGUGGACAACGGAGUCACAUAGAGAGUGAUCUCUGUGAAAAGCAGAGAAUGGGGGGGGGGGAGGUAGAAGAGAUGUGCUUAAGUGGUAGGAUCCCAUUGUAAAUGGGGUAAGUUAUAAUCUGGGAUGUAGUUGAGGACAAGGGGAAUCCUAUCCCUUUUAAGAUGGUUGGAAUAGAGGAGCUGCGGUGAGAGUGGCAUUGAUGAUAGUUGAAGAGAAACCCUCUUCUUUGAAGAAGGGGGAUAUAUCUGAUGUUCUGGAGUAGAAAGAUUCCUCCUGAGAAUAGAUGCAGCAGAGAUGGAGGACUGAGAAAACAGAAUAGCAUCUUUAUAAAUGAUACUGCGGGAAUAGUCAUGAUAGUUGUGAAAGUCAGUAGGUUUAUAAAAUAUAUUGCAGAUAAUCUGUCUCCAGAGAUGGAGGUGAGAGGGGAAUCAGAGAUGGACCAAAACAUUUUAGGGCAGAGUGGAUGUGGGAUGUAGGAGGCAGAGUUAAUGAAAUUGACGAGCUCAGCUUGGGUGCAGGAAGGAAUAUUGAUGCAGUCAUCAAUGAAGAGUUGAAGAGCAUUCAAAGGAUUGAAGGUGCAGGGUUGGAACAUGGGCUGUUCCACAUAGCCGACCAAAAAGCUGGCAUAGUCAGGGCCCAUGCAGGUGUUCAUGGCUACACCUUGGAUUUGGAGAAAAUGGGGUAAGUUGAAAGAGAAAUUGUUAAAGGUGAGAACUAGUUUCUCCAGACAGAGGAUGGUGGUGGUGGAGGGGAACUGAUUGGGUCUGCUGUCUAGAAAGAAUCGGAGACCUUUAAGGCCUUUGUGAUUGGGGAUAGACGUGUAUAAGGACUGAACAUGUAUAAUGAAAGUGAUGCAAUCAGGGCCAGUUAUUGAAGACAUCAAGAAGUGUCACGGAUGAAGGUGGGAAGGGACUCCCCAGUCUGGGCAGGGCAGACUGCAAAUGGGCUGAACACUGAUUACAUUUCAUGUAUUGUCCUUUGUCCUUGCUGUUUGAAGGUUCAUUUCCACACUAAGCUGUUCCUUGGAAGAGUAAUUGUACGUAAAAUAGAGAUGAUUGGUCAGUGUCCUGCUUUAUGUCCACCACACACAGUGUGAGAUCCUUUGUGAUUGAUGGGUAAAAUUCACCUUUGACUCCAGAUCAGCUCAACCCAGACUCGAGUUGGUAGCGGGGGGAGUUGUUUAGUUGACUGAAUAACAAGCAAAAUAGUACAAGGAAUCUAAAAAUCAUUGUGACUAAUUGGCAGCCUUAACUCUGCUCCAAUGCCUCGUUUUCUCUGUGUCCUCUCCUCAUCUAACUGUGCCCUACAGUCGGAUCAACAGAGUAAUCAUUCAGUACAUGAACUGCUUUAACAUUGUAUAGCAUCCCAGUAUAUCGAGAGCUGGGAAUCUACCUCAUAUUGCAGCCAGUCUGAAACACUAGGGGUUAAUUACCCAUCAGUAUCCCAUGUUCAUCCACUUUACAUGACAGACAUUGGCCAGAGAUUUGAAUGUCUUCAGUGAUCAGAAUUAAUGGGACUUAGUGAGUGCAGAUGCAGCCAUUGCCUUCACCAGUUUCACGCCCCCACCGCCAGUAAUCGACUCCAAUCACCCCUCAGACAGGAUGGCCCAUGGCAUCUGCUUCUAUUCAGCUCACUUUGGAACCUCCAGUCGAAUGGGGCAGAGGGGGGAGCUCUCUUUAACACAAUGACACUUACACCUUAAAGCAAUGGACAUCCCAUUGCAGCUUUCCCUGAUUCCUUGCAAACUGGAGAUCAGCCUGCUGAUAUAUUGCCUGUGGGACUGAGUGAAUAGAUGUGUUUACCUUCCAGCAACUGUGAUUUACAGUGUGCUGGGGCUGAGUGUGUCUGUGCAGAUAUCACACUGAGACAACUGUUCAUCUUCUGUCACAGGAGCCUGGUGAAUAGGAUGAAGCUGCAGGGAGUCUUGGCAAUUAUAUUGCUCGUGCGUAUAUUAGUUGUUUUUUUAAAAAAAAGGUGUUAAGACAUAGCACUAAAGUCUACACAUUAGCCAUUAAUGGUGAACCUUGGCAGGGCACCAUUCCGUCAGUGGAAAGGGAAUGUCACGUUGGACAAAUCGCCUCUCUGGAAAACAUAAUCAGAGUCCUAAAACAAGUGGAAGAUUUAAUGGGAGCAGCAGAGAUGCAAAACAUAAAGCCAAAUAGACUGCUUUGUGAAGCACAGUCACAGGGAAUAUGUGUCCUUCUGUGCAGCCAUCCCAGCUCUGGCUGGGUAAAGGAAUUUUUUUAAAUUUUGUUGCAAUAAUCAAUGCAAUAUUUAUCAUUAUUGAAUCGUAGCUGGUGCAGAGGUUGGUGGACAUUAAUUGGUGUCUAGUGCCUUGACAAUGGAAGAAUGACCCCUCUCUCAUUCAAGGCUGAUCAUAAAAAGCAAGGAAGGUUCCAAUUUGUGCUUAUUCUACCAAUUAUGGAUUAUAGAACAUUUAGUCCACUUUUAAUUGAUUUGUGCUAAUUUUUUUUCUUUCUAUAAGGCAUGAUGUGCAGGGGAAGGGCAUGCCCUCACUUUUAAGCAAUGGCUUAGGGGUCUUAUUAAUCAUGGACCAGACUCCUAGGUUAAAGUGAAAAAUACAGUCAAGCUCUGCAAAGUGAAUGGGCUACAUAUGGACCUCCUUUGAUCUAAAUCAAGUGGAAAGCUUAACGGGAGCAGCAAAGAUGCAAAACAAAAAACAAAAAAAACUGCUUUGUGAGGCGCCGUCACAGAGAAUUAGUGUCCUCAUGUGCAGCCAUCCCAGCUGCAUUAUCUGCCCACCUCCUGCCAAAGUGUCUGAGAAUGUGGCGUCUAUAAACAAAAAAUGUGUUGGAGCCAUGUGGCCCAAUUGCCAACAAGCUAGCUGUCGGGUACAUCAGUGGUAGAGAAGCUCAGUCUGGUUCUCCUGCUGAAGGAAGGCUUGUCCGUUUACCAUCUGACCCCAUGCAGCGAGCUGAGUCUUGAAUGUCUGAACUCUUUGACAGCAAGCAGUGUGCAGAGAAUUUUCCAAGAUAGAGAGAAAUCCAUUAGCGUUAUUAGGAGGAGGAUGAGGAUAGGGAAAAAGGGAAAAAUAAACACCAGUUAAUAUCCAGCGUACCUCAGCUCUUUUUUUGUAUUUAACAUUCUAUCUUGUCUAGUCUCUGUAAACCCCAGCAAAUAACAUUGUCCCGUUGUGUAUUUACUACUUGAGUUUGAAGGAAAGAGAUGAAUGUCAUCUGUUACCUGUAGAAGGAUGGACUGUUAGCUCUUUAAUCCAUGAGAAUAUUUAUUGACAAUAAAUACCAUGUAUAUUCUUGUGUGGCAUUCACAAGUUCUGCAUUGUUAGUGGAUCAGCUAGCAUGUUGUGGCCUGCUUGUGCCUAUUUUUCAAAUCCAAUUCAAAUCUGCUACAUUACAGUUGGGCUGCAGUGGCACUGGCCUGUUUUGGGGAGUUGGAACCCCUGCAUUGCACAAAUCCAGUGAAUGAAGUAAAGGAAAGUAAGAUUGAUGUUAGACAUGGCUUUCCAGUGGUGACCAUUAACCUUCUCAGGUGGGAGCCAAGAAUUAAGUCUAGUCAUGCUGGUUGUGGUGCCAUCAGAAUCAAUCUGCUCCAUCUGUCUAAGCUCAUAAGGACUUGAACAAUAUACCAACGUAUGGUACAGCCAGCAAAAACUGUACCCUAGUUGUAACCUGUCCCUUGAGCUGCCUGUUUGGUUUAGAGUAGUAGAAUUCUCCUCUGUGUCAAAGAUCAAGGAUUCACUAGAUUACUUUUUUAGUCCAAAGAACAGGCAAAUCAUCGUUAUUGUAAUUCGUCCCUCAGAUUAGUUUUAACUGAACAUCCAGUCCUCAUGGCCUUAUCAAAGACAACAGCAUUCUCCCGGGUUCUGGUCAACUUCUUCACCCAACAUCCUCAAAACAUGUUAUCUCACCAUUUAGCUCAGACUGGCUAAUGCUUGCCAGCGAGUCGCCUGUAACUGCCAAGGUCCUGAGAGGAGAGGGAAGUAGCAAAAGGAAACAUUAGCUUUAACCAUGCAGGAGAGUUCCAAAAACCUGGCUAACAUUUACCACCGGAUGGAUUCUGGGUUGUACUGUGCAGCAUUUUAUAAAUGGAACAAAAAUGUAGUCAGACUUUUGUUAGACAAAAGCUUUCCCACAAUAUAUUGUCCACUAUUAUCAGAGUUUACAUAGCUAUUUCUUGUAUGAAGUCUGUAUGUAAUUAACAUGUGAUUUACCUUCAGUGUUUACGCUGAGCAUACGUGCCUUUUAGAUCCAUUAAAGAUGAGAUCUUCAUUGUUCCUU
Messenger RNA from Mobula hypostoma (lesser devil ray), 9625 nucleotides. It is a transcript of the gene pnpla7b, whose product is annotated as patatin-like phospholipase domain containing 7b. Gene Ontology annotation, cellular component: endoplasmic reticulum. The record is from RefSeq and is a predicted model, not a curated record. The transcript has 36 exons. Bases 85 to 4065 code for a protein of 1326 amino acids. Lineage: Eukaryota; Metazoa; Chordata; Chondrichthyes; Myliobatiformes; Myliobatidae. Gene Ontology annotation, biological process: lipid metabolic process. Gene Ontology annotation, molecular function: phosphatidylcholine lysophospholipase A1 activity.